ACGCAACAAACACAAGGAUCUCAUGAUGAUUUUACGCAACAAACGAGCGGUAAACUUGAGUUCGGUCAGCAAACCAUGGAUAAACAUCAAUUAGAAGACUUCACGCAACAGACCGAAGGUCAACUGGAAUUUGGACAGCAAAGUGAUGAUCAACAAUCAGGGAAAGUAUUGCAGCAUAUUGAAAAACUCGAACAAAGAACACCGCGAUCCAACAGUUUGGCACAACAAACUGUAGAUAAGGUUGAAAUCGGACAUCACAGUAAUCAACAUUUAGAAGACUUAACACAGCAAAAUGAACAAUUUGCUGAGCAAACACAAGGAUCGAAUUAUUUCACACAACAAACGAGUGGUAAACUGACGUUCGGUCAGCAAACAGUUGGUGAACACCAAUUGGAAGACUUGACACAGAACAGUGAUGAACAAUUUACGCAACAAACAGAAGGUCAACUUGAAUUUGGACAACAUUCUGUUGGUAAUCAGCACUUAGAAGACUUUACACAGAAAAAUAAGCAAUUUGAUAACGAUUUUACACAACAAACAAUGGGACAUAUAGAAUUUGGUCGACCAGAAAUCGAAGACUUGACUCAGCAGGAAAAUGAAGAUUUGACUCAACAAACAGGAGGAUUCGAUGAUUUUACUCAACAAACAUCGGGACAUCAUCAGUCACAAGAACAUCAACAAAGGCCUAGCUGGUCGGAAUAUAAUACACAACAUAUGGGGCAAUUUUCUCAACAAACUGAUUGGAAUGCAAAUAUUCUUCCACAUCGACGCCCAUCUCACACCAACGAACCAUCAGACCAAUGGCAAUUAGAACAAAUGUCGCAGCAAACGGAUUUUGAUCGAGAUUUUACUCAACAAACUGAUCACCAAUCAGCACCAAAACCGGCACCAAAACCGAAACCAAGACCACGAUAUCAUCAACAUGCUUACAUUCCAUCAGAAAAAGAUACAAAUAUCGAUAACACUUAUAAAUUGAAAGUACCCAUUGAAGUACAUUCGGAGCCUGAUAUAGAUACUCCUGAAGGAACUUCUACAUCUGAUUAUCGUAGAUCACAGGUUGUAUAUUCGCAUAAUCCAGGAACCAGCGUGUAUAACAAUGGAGAAGAGAACUUAGAUCGUUUGCACUGGAUACAUAAGUCGAACGAUGCUUCGGUAGGCUUGCAAUGGCAUUAUACGUAUCAUCCCAGUGAUCUAAUUAAUGUUGAGGGCACUUAUUAUGGUCCUAAUAUCAACCCUACAUCGCAACAUACGCAAGAAACACAACAACAGUCAAACCAAUUUGAUUUUAGUCAACAGGAAACGCAAGACAAACAUGUAUUUGAACAGAACCAGCAGUUAGGAUCUUCUCAACAAAUCGAAACAUCUCACUCUGAGAAUCAGUUCAAUCAAAAUUCCGAGGAAAUUCCGGCAAGAGUGAUUCCUCUGCAGAAUUCACAGCGAACUACAGAAUUGGAAAAACAACGGGUGCAAGUUGCAGGACAAACUGAAGAACCUCAAAUAGAACCGCGAAUUUUACAAGCAUUCGGUGGAGGACCAUAUGACCCGUCACAUACUGAUGAUACCUACAGCAAAGUUACAAUAAAUCCUAGUGCUACUUUGCCACCUAUAUACAUUGACGAUCCUUGGGACAUUAGAGAGAAACCAAGGGAGAUGAUACCUUGGGUAGUGGCGCAUACAAUGUCUACAGAGAACACACCAAAACCUAUUGACACAACUACACCGGUAGUGGAAACUACAACACCUAUAACAGAAACUACAACAGGAUCUUUCUGGAACAAGCUUGGCAGGAGACUAACUGUCACAUAUGGCAAAGCUAAAGAAAAAGCUAAGGAAAUCUUUGGUUGAAAGUUACAUUAGUUACCAACAAGUAAAAAGAGGAAAUCAAGGAAUCAAGAAUAAAACAUAUAAUUGCAACAUAUGAGCUAACUCGAAUAGAAUUAUUCUAAUUAGUAUUAUAAGAAAUAUAAUUAAUAUAAAGCUAAGUCACAUUUUUUACUUUUUAUGUAAAUAAAAAAUGUUUUUCUAAUAAUAGCUUGACCCAUCAUGAUUUCUGUACAUAUAAGCACUUAGAUUUUCAUGUGUUUCAUAUGUGAUUACUUAUAUUAUUCUGUCUGUUCAAAAUAUGACACCUAUUUCUCUCAUACAAUAUCAUUUAUCUAUGUCAAAUAUAGAAAAACAAAGAAUUUACUGAAACUGUAAUUAUUACA
This is a messenger RNA of Pseudomyrmex gracilis, 2207 nucleotides long. RefSeq lists its product as uncharacterized. Lineage: Eukaryota; Metazoa; Arthropoda; Insecta; Hymenoptera; Formicidae. The transcript is spliced from 2 exons. The coding region runs from base 76 to 1845 and encodes 589 amino acids. The record is from RefSeq and is a predicted model, not a curated record.